CUUUCCCCUCCACCUUUGGCCUCGCCGUUUCUCAUUCAAAAUCUUCUUUUAAGUUGGUUUUUUUAUUGGGCUUUGUAAUCGGCAAGCUUUCGAGUAUUUUAUGUUUUUUUUCCUGAAAUUUUCACGUUUCGAAGUUUUUGAAAUUUUUGACCGUUGGGGGAAUGGGACGAAGAUCGACUUGAAACGAGUUUGGAAAGCUGUAAAAUCUGAGAAAUUCUUGCUUCCCUUGCGGUACGCUUGGACUGGCUUGUUGGAGGUUUGUGCUUGUAGACGUUUGUAUCUUGAAGACAACGGGAUGUGCAAGCUCUUUUGUGCAAUAGAGGAAUAAACUUAAUCUGGUGCCUUCCUUAUUAUUGGCCUUUUUGAAUCUGGUUGAUGGGGAUAGUUCAAAUGAAUAAUAAUGGUCCUGUGGCCAAUGGGUUGGUUGAAUUGAAUACACAUAUUCAUGAUGAGCACAAGAAAAUAAGGGGUGGGGUCAUAGGUGAGGGGCAGGGCCUCUCAGUGGAAGAAGAGUCAUGGAUUAAUGAGGAUGUGGAAGACAGGACUGAUGGGAAGACAGAGUUGGUUCAGGUUCAGGGCCAUGCACAGGGUGAGCAAGAGAGGUCACAGCAACAGCCUCAAGGUCCUUUGGUUCACUGGGAGAGGUUUUUACCUCUAAGGUCUUUGAAGGUUCUACUGGUGGAAAAUGAUGACUCAACUCGCCAUGUUGUCUGUGCAUUGCUGCGAAAUUGUGGAUUUGAAGUUACUGCUGUGUCAAAUGGACUGCAAGCUUGGAAGAUCUUGGAAGAUCUAACCAAUCAUAUUGAUCUUGUUUUAACUGAGGUAGUGAUGCCUUGUUUGUCAGGCAUUGGCCUUUUAUGCAAGAUAAUGAGCAACAAAACUCGCAUGAAUAUUCCAGUGAUUAUGAUGUCAUCUCAUGAUUCUAUGAGUAUAGUCUUUAGGUGUUUGUCCAAGGGUGCAGUUGACUUUUUAGUGAAGCCUAUACGAAAGAAUGAGCUUAAAAAUCUUUGGCAGCAUGUUUGGAGGAAAUGCCACAGCGUGAGUUGCUAUAGUUAUCCCACUUUAUGUAUGAAACUAUAUGGACCAAUUAUGGAUUCUGAAGUUCAGUCUAGCAGUAGUGGAGGCCAAAGUGGUACACAGACCCAAAAAUCCUCAAAAUCAAAACGUACUGAUUCGGACAACAGUACUGGAAGUAAUGAUGAGGAUGACAACGGCAGUGUUGGAUUGAAUGUUCAGGAUGGAAGUGACAAUGGAAGUGGCACUCAGAGCUCAUGGACAAAGAGAGCAGUAGAAGUCGACAGCUCCCAGCCAAUAUCACCAUGGGACCAGUUAGCUGAUCCUCCUCAUAGCACUUGUGCCCAGGUUAUCCAUUUUAGACAUGAAGUGUUAGGUGACAGCUGGGUUCCAGUAACAGCGACGAGGGAGUAUGAUGAGCUGGAUAAUGAACUAGAAAAUGUUGUUAUGGGCAAAGACUUGGAGAUAGGGGUACCUAAAAUUACAGCUUCGCAGCUUGAAGACCCAAGUGAAAAAGUAAUGACCAACAUAGCUGGUGUUAAUAAAGACAAAUUAUCUGCAAUAAACCCUAAGAAAGAUGAUGAGAAACUAGAGAAAGCGCAAUUGGAACUUAACAGUGAGAAAUCAGGUGGUGAUUUGAGAAAUCAAGCUGCUGACCUGAUAGGUGUCAUCACCAAUAAUACUGAACCUCAUAUAGAAAGCGCAGUCUUUGACAUCCCAAAUGGCCUCCCUAAGGUCUCUGAUGCAAAAGAGAAGGUGAACUACGACACGAAGGAAAUGCCUUUUCUUGAGCUCAGUUUAAAGAGACUGAGAGAUGUAGGAGACACUGGAACAAGUGCCCAUGAACGAAAUGUAUUGAGACAUUCAGACCUUUCAGCCUUCUCAAGAUACAAUUCUGGUUCAACUGCCAAUCAGGCUCCAACAGGAAAUGUUGGUAGUUGUUCUCCACUUGAUAAUAGCUCGGAGGCAGUUAAAACAGAUUCUAUGAAGAAUUUUCAGUCUACCUCAAAUAGCAUACCUCCAAAGCAACAGUCCAAUGGAAGUAGUAACAAUAAUGACAUGGGUUCCACCACUAAUAAUGCCUUCAGCAAACCAGCGGUACUCAGUGACAAGCCAGCACCUAAAACUUCAGCUAAAUCUUUCCAUCCCUCUUCUGCCUUCCAACCAGUGCAGAGUGGCCAUGGUUCUGCCCUGCAACCUGUAGCACAAGGUAAGGGUGAUGCUGCACUAGGUAACAUGAUUUUAGUUAAAGCAAGGGGCACAGACCAACAGGGGAAAGCGCAGCAUCACCAUCAUCAUUAUCACCACCACCACCACCACCAUGUCCAUAACAUGCUCCCAAAUCAAAAGUUAGGUAACCAUGAUGAUUUAUCUUUGGAAAAUAUGGCAGCAGCAGCUCCCCAGUGUGGGUCAUCCAAUCUGUCAAGUUUACCACAUGUUGAAGGCAAUGCUGCUAACCACAGUUUGACUAGAAGUGCAUCAGGAAGUAACCAUGGAAGCAAUGGACAGAACGGGAGCAGCACUGUGUUAAAUACCAGAGGAAUGAAUCUUGAAAGUGAAAAUGGGGUGCCCGGGAAAGGUGGAGCUGGCGGUGGAAUUGGAUCUGGAGGCAGGAAUGGAGUUGAUCAAAACCGUUUUGCUCAAAGAGAAGCUGCUUUGAACAAAUUCCGCCAGAAAAGGAAAGAAAGAUGCUUUGAGAAGAAGGUUCGAUAUCAGAGCAGAAAGAAACUGGCUGAGCAGAGACCACGCAUUCGAGGACAGUUUGUGCGACAGGUCCAUGAAAAUAAAAACAGGGACACAAACUGCUAACAUACAAUGCUCGUCCCUUACUGUGUGCAAAAUUUUGCACAUCAGAUUAGCACUACUGGGAAGGAAGCAUUCAGAUUUCGUGGUGCAGGAUUGUGCACUUAGGGAUACAAAAUUACGUACUCUUGAUCAAAGACCAUAUUCAUUAUGAGGACUCUCAAAUCAUCUUGAAAUUGUACUUUAUUAAUCUGACCUAUAUGGCUACUGCCGAAACUAUUACUACUACCUUGCAGAAGGUAACAGCCCUUAAAAGGGUAGCCCUCUGCUAUAGUACCAUCCGUUAUGGUGUGCUGUUGUUUGUUAAAAGACUUGCAUGCAAGAAGUGGGUAUUUAAAACUGUUCUCUUGUGAGCAUCA
Molecule: messenger RNA, 3176 nt
Organism: Theobroma cacao (cacao)
Lineage: Eukaryota; Viridiplantae; Streptophyta; Magnoliopsida; Malvales; Malvaceae
Product: two-component response regulator-like PRR37
Biological process (GO): phosphorelay signal transduction system; cytokinin-activated signaling pathway
Molecular function (GO): protein binding
Source: RefSeq, a predicted model, not a curated record